Molecule: messenger RNA, 567 nt
Organism: Ceraceosorus guamensis
Lineage: Eukaryota; Fungi; Basidiomycota; Exobasidiomycetes; Ceraceosorales; Ceraceosoraceae
Exons: 1
Coding region: 1-567 (188 amino acids)
Source: RefSeq, a predicted model, not a curated record
AUGGCGCAGCUGCAGGCUCCAGCUCCUCGUCGGCCCAUCGCGCUGCUUCGAAAGAGACGAACUUCCUCUCAUCAAGCGCGAGCCCUUCACUCUGGCUCGAUCGCAGACGCGACACCAUCGAGCACGAGCACGGGAGAGAACGAAGUGCGAGCAGGCGCACAGCCGGACGAGGAAGAGGAUGGGGAGAAUCGAAACCGACCUGUUAUGAGGCAACGAAGGAGCGCAAGUCCUGUAGCCGGCUCUCACCCCGCUCUCAGCGCAAGCACGAAUCACGCGGAUGGCACACCUUCGCGUCAUGACCGCGACAGGCUCUUGAGUGUGCCCUUGGCCAGAUCAUCACACGCAGCAGGCAACGAAGGCUUGGUGGGCACACCUCGAGCACCAGCGCUACAAUGGGUUUCGAGCCCUAUUCCCAGACAUUGGACACUCAAUCCACUGGCUCGAGGUCGCGCUGGUCAGGAAGGAGGGGACGAGGAGGCGAUGAUGAUGAUGAUGCCUUCCAAACGCGACUCGCCAUUAGACCCAUCCGCAACACCCGCAGCGGCAGCGCUCGUCAAGCAGUUGUGA